CAUAUCCCAUAAACCACCGCGAAUCCAACCAAGACAUGCGUGCCGAUUAGUUGUCAAACGGUGGUUAUGGAGAUGAGAUGGGACUGACACGGGGACACUGUGACCGGCAUUCAGGAGCACGAUGCCACGCAAGAUAGGGUUUGUAGUGGUCAGCUCCUCUGGCCAUGAAGAUGGCUACAGCCCCAAGGAGCUGAUGAUCCAUGCCCCCACCGUCAAUGGCUGGAGGUCCGACAGGUACUGCCCGUACCCUCAGGAGGUCAUCCUGCAGAUGGCAGAGCGCUGUCGCAUUCGGAAGCUUCAGCUGCUGGCCCACCAGUACCUCAUCCCCUCCAUGAUCGAGUUCUACGUCGCCGACCGGACUCCAAGCCCACAGGGCUUGACCAGCCUCUCCGAGCACUUCCGCAGGCUCGGGUACGUCUCCUUGUCAGACAAUGAGAAGACGGGCUUUAGAGCUCGGGAACUCAAGUCAGUGCACGUGGACGCCGUGGGAACAUACCUGAGGCUGGCCUUCCACCGUAACUAUGACAACCGAUACAACCCAUACAGCCAGGUGGCGCUGGUUGCCAUUAAUAUUUUGGGAGACCCUGUGGAUCCCAAUGAAAGCAGCAUUAUUCCAACCAAGGAGCAACUGAUUGAGCAGUACCUGAACACCAACCAGUCUCCCUUGGACAGCUCCUAUUCAGGUAAGCAUGAGAGCGCAUCUCCGCUGGAUGACCUGGCCUUUGACAUGUACCAGGACCCUGAGGUGGCCCACAUCAUACGGCUGCUGGACAAGCAGAAGCAGGAGAUGGUGCGGCUCGAGCGCUACGACGUCGCCAAGCAGCUCAAGCAGGCCAUCGCCGACCUGCAGAAGGUGGGGGAGCAUUUGGGCCGGUAUGAGGUGGAGAAGCGCAGUGCUAUUGAGCGGGAGGACUACGACACGGCCAAGGAGCGCAAGGAGCAGAUGGAGGCCUACCGCCUGCGUGUGUACCAGCAGCUACAGCUGCACAGCCUGCUGGAGGAGGGACAGCUGGAGUUCCUGGCUGAUGUGUCUCCUGAUGACCCUGAGGUUAUGCCUCCGCUGCGGUCCACCCUAGGAUGCCAUCGCUUUGCCUCUAUGCCUCAGGUGAGCUGUCUGCCCUAUGAUGAGCGGCCCUUGCCCACCCUGCAGAGGCGUGAGUGGGGGGGUGAGAUGCUCAGCCAAUCAGAAGAGGCUCCCUCCUCCCCCACCCUCCGCGACCCCACUGACCCCCAGCACAGCCCACGCAGUCCAGCGGCCGCCGGCCAGCCCGAGCCCCUCACCGAGACGGCCCAGAGAGAGGCCAGCCUGCCCAUCGAGGUGUACGGAGACAGCCUGGUGGCGGGGGUGUACUCUAAGACCUGGUCCUACAGAGAGGACGCGUUAUUAGCCGUCUACAGGAAGCUGUCAGAGGUGCCGGCUGGUGCGUCCAAGAGUGAGCUCAGGAGUCUGAUGAGGGCUGCCGUAUUCCUGGUCAAGAAGGCUCUGCUGGACAAAGUGUCAUCGGUGUUCCAGGCGUCCCUGAAGCUGCUGAAGCUGCUGCUGAGCCAGUUUGUGUGUGAGCAGCACCUGGGCCGAGCAGAGGUGUCCCACUGUGUGGAGCAGACCCUCCCCCACCUCAUGGCCCGCACCGCCGACCCCUCCACACGCCUGCGUACCACUGCACUGGCCUUCAUACAGGAGAUGGCGCUGUUCAAGGAGGUGCGUGCGCUGCAGGUGGUGCCGGGGGAGCUGCUGAAGCCUCUGAAGGGAAGCGUUCCGCCUCGUCUGGCCAUGGGCCGCGUGGAGCUGCUAGAGCGCCUCCUGCAGGACAUGGGCACACGCGACUCUGGGUUCACUCUCGAUAACGUCAUGAAGUUUCUGGCAGGAGCCCUGGAGCACAGCGCCUCAUCCGUCCGGGAGACGGCCGUCAAGAUCGUCUUCACCAUGUACCGUGUCCACGGAGACGCUGUGCUAAGCUACCUCCCACCCAACGACGCCAGCACGCGCAAGAACGUCCUCUACAAGAAUAUCUUCGAUGGCUUCGCCAAGAUGGACGGCCGUGCCUCGGACGCCCAGACCCUGGGUAAGGGCGCGGAGCAGAAGGCUGAGGAGGAGCGUGAGGAGAUCAGAAGCCUCCAGGAGCAGCUGGCAGCCCUUAAGGAGAUCAGCGAGAAGGGGAAGGAGAACGCCAAGGCCCAGGAGAGGAAGGCCGAGAAGGCUGCUAAGACAGGAGGGAAGAAGGCGACUCAGAGCAGCCCAGGGGCCACGGAGGGACCCCAGCCAGCCACCACCAGCCACCUCGACAAUCUGUGUAUAUUCUGUGUGUGUGUGUGUGUUUUCAUUGUGUGUGUGUGUGUGUGUGUGUGUGUGGGUGUGUGUGUGUGGGUGUGUGUGGGUGUGUGUGUUUUCAGUCUGUGUAUAUUCUGCGGGGAGAAGGACGAGUCGUUCACAGAGGAGGGUCUGGACCUGCACUACUGGAAGCACUGUCCCAUGCUCAAACGCUGUGUCCAGUGCAGACAGGUGGUGGAGAUCUCCAGUCUGACUGACCACCUGCUGACGGAGUGUGAGAGCAGGGGUGUGUUCAUGCAAUGUGCUCUCUGUUCAGAGGCAAUACACAAGGACCACCUGGGGGAGCACGCACAGAGCCCCACCUGCAAACCUCCUGUUUCGGGAAAAAAGUGCAACCAUUGUCCCCUGUGCCACGAGAACUUCUCACCGGGAGAGGAGUCUUGGAAGUGCCACCUGAUGAGCAGAGAGGGCUGCAGUCAGAACGUGCGGCGGACUGUGCUAUCCCAGAGGCCUCAGCUGUCACAAGGGAAGGUGCCGGGUGGCGGGGCAUCGAGGGGCUCCGUGCCGGGUGCCAGGGGCAGAGGGGUUGGCAGGGGCACCAGGAUCCCGGCGCCAGCCUCCAGAGACGGCCGAGGGGCACACGGGGUGCCCACCAAGAGGUGAGACGGCCGCCAGGACCCCCUGCUGAGGAGCCUCCGCUGGACAUGAUUCUACCACACACACACACACACACACACACACACACACACACACAUGCAGACACAUGCAGACACAUUUAGACACACACA
Molecule: messenger RNA, 3057 nt
Organism: Alosa alosa (allis shad)
Lineage: Eukaryota; Metazoa; Chordata; Actinopteri; Clupeiformes; Clupeidae
Gene: cep104
Product: centrosomal protein 104
Exons: 22
Coding region: 122-2932 (936 amino acids)
Cellular component (GO): cilium
Source: RefSeq, a predicted model, not a curated record